AUGGAAGGGGGUGCAACUGUAGCCGAUAAGGCUGAGUUCAAAGAGUGUUUACGCCUGACUUGGAGCCAGCCAUUUAUUCUUCGACUUGUUUUCUCUGCUGGCAUCGGCGGUCUUCUCUUCGGAUAUGAUACAGGUGUCAUAUCUGGAGCACUUCUGUUCAUUCGAGAUGACUUUAUUGCGUUGGAGAAGAACACUACUCUACGAGAAACAAUAGUGAGUAUGGCUGUAGCUGGAGCUAUUGUCGGAGCCGGACUUGGUGGUUGGAUGAAUGACAAGUUUGGGAGGAGGCCUUCCCUCAUCAUCGCCGAUAUCCUGUUCCUUGCAGGUGCUGCGAUCAUGGCCUUUGCCCCGAAUCCCGCUGUUAUUAUCGUCGGGAGGGUGUUUGUUGGUCUUGGAGUUGGAAUGGCUUCCAUGACAGCACCACUGUACAUCUCUGAAGCCUCCCCGGCUAGAAUAAGAGGUGCGCUGGUGAGCACAAAUGGCCUUCUUAUCACUGGAGGGCAGUUCAUGGCAUACCUUAUUAAUCUGGCCUUCACCAAGGUUCCGGGAACCUGGAGGUGGAUGCUUGGCAUUGCAGGAGUCCCUGCUCUUCUUCAGUUAGUACUAAUGUUAACACUGCCAGAAUCACCAAGAUGGUUAUACAGGCAGGGUAGGAAAGAGGAAACUGCAGCGAUCCUCCGGAAGAUUUACCCUGCCAAUGAGGUGGAACAAGAGAUUGAAUCCCUGCGUAAAUCAAUUGACGACGAGAUACUCCUGGAGGGGUCCAUAGGCGAGCAGGGCAUGCUUGGCAAGCUGAAGAAGGCAUUUGGAAGCAAGGUUGUCCGUCGUGGUCUCAUGGCCGGCAUCAUCGUCCAGGUCGCCCAGCAGUUCGUCGGCAUCAACACCGUCAUGUACUACAGCCCGACGAUCGUCCAGCUGGCGGGCUUUGCCUCCAACGACACGGCCAUGGCCCUCUCCCUCAUCACCUCGGGGCUCAACGCCAUCGGCUCGAUCGUGAGCAUGUUCUUCGUGGACAGGGCCGGCCGGCGGCGCCUGAUGCUCCUCAGCCUGGUCGGCAUCGUCGGGUGGCUCGCUGUGCUCGGCGGCACGUUCCUUGGGGCGGCACACAAUGCACCGCCCGUCAGCGAGCUGGAGAUGCAGCCGUUUGCCAACCAGAUGUGCCCGGAGUACAAGCCGAGCGUCCACUGGAGCUGCAUGGACUGCCUCAAGGCCGAGUCGACGUGCGGGUUCUGUGCUCACCAAGGAGAUACGCUUCUUCCCGGCGCGUGCCUGGCGCUGAGCAACGAGACGAAAGGGGUGUGCCACGCCGACCACCGCGAGUUCUACUCGGAGGGGUGCCCCAACAAGUUCGGGUGGCUGGCGCUGCUCGCGCUGGGCGCGUACAUCGUCUCCUACUCGCCCGGCAUGGGCACCGUGCCAUGGAUCGUCAACUCGGAGAUCUACCCGCUGCGGUUCAGGGGCGUCUGCGGUGGCAUCGCCGCGGUGGCGAACUGGGUGUCCAACCUCAUUGUGACGCAGACGUUCCUGACCCUGACCAAGGCGCUGGGCACGUCGGCCACCUUCUUCCUCUUCUGCGGCGUCUCGUUCCUGGCCCUCGUCGUGGUGUUCUUCACCGUGCCGGAGACCAAGGGCCUGCAGUUCGAGGAGGUGGAGAAGAUGCUCGGUAGCAAGGACUACAAGCCUUGGAAGAGGUACCGCCCCGAGGCGCCGCUCAAGGGGCGCGAAAUCGGCCUCGUUAUACCGUAA
This is a messenger RNA of Lolium rigidum, 1746 nucleotides long. Its product is annotated as probable inositol transporter 2. Gene Ontology annotation, molecular function: myo-inositol:proton symporter activity. The record is from RefSeq and is a predicted model, not a curated record. The transcript has 6 exons. Gene Ontology annotation, biological process: transmembrane transport. The coding region runs from base 1 to 1746 and encodes 581 amino acids. NCBI's taxonomy places the organism in Eukaryota, Viridiplantae, Streptophyta, Magnoliopsida, Poales, Poaceae. Gene Ontology annotation, cellular component: membrane.